Molecule: messenger RNA, 1090 nt
Organism: Bolinopsis microptera
Lineage: Eukaryota; Metazoa; Ctenophora; Tentaculata; Lobata; Bolinopsidae
Product: glutathione peroxidase-like
Exons: 7
Biological process (GO): response to oxidative stress
Molecular function (GO): glutathione peroxidase activity
Source: RefSeq, a predicted model, not a curated record
UUGGUUUACCAAAGAGGACCCCUCUAAAGCUGUCUCAGUAGAUGGAGUAGCGAUAUAAGAAUGAUUGUUCCUGAUUAAAGUUAAUUCAAUGAGACGCUUUGGUACUGCACUUGGCUUUUUGUCCAGUGUAGGUGGUGCUACUAUGGCGACAUCUUUUUUAAAUUGCAAAGUGAAGUAUGUUGCAGUGUUACUGCUUGUAGUCCUUACUUUUGUGAUUUUCAAAGAUACUUUUCAAAGCCCUGAGUAUAACCUAUACUCCAGUGUGUUCGAGUUUAAAGAUAUCACAGAUAUUCACGAACAGACCCAGGACCUAGCUAAAUACAAAGGUAACGUUACCCUGGUGGUAAACGUGGCGUCUUACUGAGGACUAACCCCACUCAACUACGAACAACUACAACAACUACACGAGAAGUACCAUGAUAAAGGAUUAAGUAUUCUAGCUUUCCCUAGCAAUCAAUUCGGCAACCAGGAGCCGGGAACUGAUGAAGAGAUAAUAGAGUUUGUGAAGAAGUACGGUGUUACUUUCGACAUGUUUCACAAGAUUAAUGUCAAUGGAGCUAACGCUAUUCCGCUUUACAAGUGGCUAAAGGAGAAGCUUCCAGGCACCCUCACCAACGCCAUCAAAUGGAACUUCACCAAAUUCUUAAGCGACCGGAACGGUGUCCCUAUCAAGAGAUACGCUCCUAACUUUGCUCCAAACGACAUCAUCCCGGAUAUUGAAAAGCUCCUGGCACAGGAGCCCGCCAAGGAAGUGAACGAAGAAUCUUAAGAUAAUUUCACCUGACGUCUAAUAUCAAAACUAUUCUUUGUUUACGCCGAUCAUUUUGGUUGUAAUUUUUGGGGAAAUCCUUAAUAAUCCUUUUAUAUGUUUUUUAUAACUUCUCGUAUUACCAUGUUCUGUUAAAGAACGCAAGACAAUUAACUCGUAGUUGAGUUACCCGGUGUAAGUGGGUUAGAUCGGGUAUGUUGUAGUUCCCUUUCUUUCUCUGCAAGCACCAGUCAAAAUAAGUUGCUUUUUAAUAUGAUCGAACUUUCUUAAACCCUAUGGGUGGAUUGUAUAGUGAUGUAAAAGUUUUCCUUAUUUUGUGAA